CAUCUUCACUGUCUAGUUGUUAGCAUCUAAGCGCCGAUAAUCCAGCAGCAGCCAUGGCGCCUCUUCGAGUUCUACUGUGGCAUCUCCUUGUUCCUGCCCUAGUAACUUCCCAUCUGGUUGCGGCUGCAUCCAACUCCUCGAUGCCGGGACCGGACUGCCCUAGUAAGUGCGGCAACAUAGAUAUUCCCUAUCCUUUUGGCAUCGGCGAUGGCUGUGGCCGGCCGGGCUUUAGUCCGUACAACCUCACUUGCAACAAUAGCUUUAGUCCUCCGAGACUAUACAUGAGUAGCGCCGAGGUCAUCAGCAUCUCGCCGGAGACCGGCGAGAUACGCGUCGUCACCUAUCCUUCGUACAUGUGCUACAACCUGAACUCGCCAAGCAUCUUCACUUCCUACGCGGGGCCGUGGAUACUUGCCAAUCCGUUCAUGAUCUCGGCGAGGAGCAACGAGUUCACGGCCAUCGGGUGCAGCACGGUGGCGCUCCUGCAGAGCAGGAGCUACUACACCGGCUGCGUCACCUACUGCGAGAGCAUAAAGGGCGCGGCUACCGACGGCGCCCAGUGCACGGGGCUCGGCUGCUGCCAGAUGCCGAUCUCGGGCAACCUCAGCACGAUACAGGUAUACUGGAACAACAACAGCAACGGCACCUACGACAAUCCUGCGUGGACGUACAGCCCCUGCAGCUUCGCCUUUGUGGCUGAGAAAGGCUGGUACGGUCCUAUACUCCCUGUCCUAUGCAUAUCCAAGGUCUGGCUAUAUCAUGUUUCUCGAAACUAA
Setaria italica (foxtail millet) is the source of this 776-nucleotide messenger RNA. RefSeq names its product wall-associated receptor kinase 2-like. Gene Ontology annotation, molecular function: polysaccharide binding. The transcript has a single exon. Bases 54 to 776 code for a protein of 240 amino acids. The record is from RefSeq and is a predicted model, not a curated record. NCBI's taxonomy places the organism in Eukaryota, Viridiplantae, Streptophyta, Magnoliopsida, Poales, Poaceae.